Messenger RNA from Plodia interpunctella (Indianmeal moth), 811 nucleotides. Its product is annotated as general odorant-binding protein 56a. Gene Ontology annotation, biological process: sensory perception of smell. NCBI's taxonomy places the organism in Eukaryota, Metazoa, Arthropoda, Insecta, Lepidoptera, Pyralidae. Bases 88 to 489 code for a protein of 133 amino acids. Gene Ontology annotation, molecular function: odorant binding. The transcript is spliced from 4 exons. The record is from RefSeq and is a predicted model, not a curated record.
CCGCACCCAUUAUCCUGAUCGGGACCAUCGCCUAUAUAUAUACUCGUUUGUCUGUACGUCCAUCAGUUUGGUAAGCCCUUAGCCAACAUGAAAACCUUUAUCGUAUUCGCUGUCUGCCUCGUCCUGGCUCAGGCCCUGACAGAUGAGCAGAAGGAGAAGCUGAAGAAGCACAGGACGGAAUGUCUCGCGGAAACCAAGCCUGACGAGCAGCUAGUCAACAAGCUAAAGACUGGAGACUUCAAGACAGAAAACGAACCACUCAAGAAAUACGCGCUGUGCAUGCUGGUGAAGUCAGAACUGAUGACAAAAGACGGUAAAUUCAAAAAGGAUGUCGCUCUUGCAAAGGUUCCUAACGCAGCUGACAAGCCCAACGUUGAGAAGCUAAUUGACGCUUGCCUAGCCAACAAGGGCAGCACACCACAACAGACAGCAUGGAACUACGUGAAAUGCUACCACGAGAAGGAUCCCAAACACGCCAUCUUCCUAUAAAUCGGACUCGCCAAUCGGAAUUACUGACAAAUUGAACUUACAGGCCAAUUGGAUAAUUCAAUCGGUGGAAACGCUCAAUUGUAUUAUUCAAAUUUCGAACAUGCUCAACGUUCUUUUUCAUGCAAUAAUGUUUUUAAUGUUCCUUGUGUUGAUAUUUUUAAACUGUCAUAAACCGAUUUUGAGAUUGUCAAAGUUUACCAUCUGAUUAGAAAGUUGCGAUUUUUAAAAUGAUACAGGGUUUAGUUUCAGAUAAUACUUAGUUUAAAGUUGACUGCCUGAGCGAUUUUAAUUAGAUGUCAAAAUAAAUUGAUAAGUUGCAGUA